This is a messenger RNA of Oryza sativa Japonica Group (Japanese rice), 3426 nucleotides long. RefSeq lists its product as uncharacterized. NCBI's taxonomy places the organism in Eukaryota, Viridiplantae, Streptophyta, Magnoliopsida, Poales, Poaceae. The record is from RefSeq and is a predicted model, not a curated record.
CCCCCAGCUGGGUGCGAGGUCUAUACCCCCCCGCCCCCCCCCGCCCCCCCCCCCCCCCCCACACGACUACUCCGGCCCCGGCGAGGGCUCCUCCCCGCGGAGUCCCUUGCGCCGUCGGGUGGUGGAGACUUGUGGCGUUGACGGAUGUUAUAUAACCAUCAAACCAGAUAACACUCAGUUUAGCACUCAAGCAGCCGUAUAGUGACUUAGUGCAAGAAGCACGAUGCUUGAGGAUUUCUUUACUCUUACUGAGAUGAAGGAUGGCAUUUCAACUGUAGCACGAAUUGGAGAACUGGUAUCUGAGAUCAAGAAGCUCAAAAGUGCUGCUGAACUUAACACCGCUGACUUGAUAAGGCAGUGUGCAACGGCUGCAAACACUCUAGCGUCCACCAAAAAUGAAGAGUGUCUUCAGCAUUUUGUUCAGCUAAAUGGUGUCGGUUUCCUCCAUCAAUGGCUUCAGGAUGCUCAGAACUGUGGUGAGGAUAUCAGCAAUGCAGCAGAAGACCUAAUAGUUGCAGUAUUGUCUGCACUGGAGUGUCUUCCAGUUGAAAAUGCACAAAUUACUUCUUGUGGUGUUCUGCAUACUGUUGAGCAUCUACUUUCUCAUAGCAAUACUGAUAUCAACAAAAAGGCAGGAGUGCUUUGUCAUAAAUGGAGAAGUGUACCGAAAUGCACUUCUGAUGUCCAUGACAUGGUAGCAAAAGAGCGGAACCCAGAUCAACUCAAACUCCCAGAACCUAAACCUGAGUCUGGUGGGGCAAAUGAAGCUGCAAUUGCAGGAGAUAAGUCGAAGUCUGAGGUGAUGGUCUGCUCGAGUGUUCCUUUGCCUAAUCACUCCCAGACCAAUGAUAACUGUGAUAUAGUGAAGCAGUCGCUGGUGAUGAUACCCCCAAACUCCGAUGGAAAUGCCAUUAUUGGUGAUGGGAACCCCUCAGUACCAUCACUUGCAUGUCGUAAUGGUUUAGAAAAUGUACCUGUGACGGAGGAGUCUUCUGCUAACAAUGAUGCAAAAAGUGGUGCUGCACAAGUCUCACUGCCAGAUGGAACUGCAGAGGCCAAGUCUUCUGGGACUAAUAAUCCAGAAAAUCCAUUUGUUAGUAACAAAAUGGAUGUGCAGGACCAAAAUGUUUCUAUUAGCGUGGAUAUCAAGAAAGGUGAAUCCUUUUUGGAAGAUAUGCCACACUCUGAGAAGAAUACAGUGGGAGGCUGGGACCUAGCCCCCCUUGACAUGCAAGAUUCAUCAGAUGAUGAAAGUACAAGGAAAGAGGAGGGGCCUACAUCAUCAUCUGAUACAGAUGUAAAGGGCGCUGUCAAUGAAUUGAGGUUGAAGAGAUGCAUGACGAGCUUUGGGGAUUCCUCAAAGGCAGCAGACAAGAAAUCGAAAGCAGAAAAGGGAGAUACAUCAACACCAUUAGCUGAGUAUGAUGAUACUGAUGCACUGGAAGUAGCUCGUCUGGUUGCUAUUGAGGUAGAGCGGGAAGUCAUUGACUACAGGGGACCAUUUUGUGGUUCCCCUGAUAUUAAUUCCAGACGGUCUGAUAGUCCCGACUUAGAAGCACGCCGGCAGCCUGAACCGCCCAUGGAUGAACCGGAUAAUGAUAAUAAAUCCUCCACUACAGGGGAGGAUUCAGGAAGUUCCUCAUCUAUGAAGGAGGAUGGUUCAGGCAUCACGGAUGACAGUGGUACUUUCAGUAGAAAACAUACGCGAAGCAUGAAGCUGGGAGGCAUUGAUCUUAAUGAAAACCAGUGCACUGAGGAAGUUGAUUGUCAUACGAAGUCCACGCUUAGUAAUUCAAUUAAUUUAUCAACACCUAUAGCUGUGGCUGCCUCAAGAACCUCAUCUGUAUUCCCAGCUCGAUUGCACUUUGAAGGUGAACUGGGAUGGAAAGGUUCUGCAGCCACCAGUGCUUUUCGACCGGCUUCUCCUCGGUGUACUCCCGAUGGAGAGAAAUCAGUAUCUGCCUCUUCACAGAGAACAGGCAAUGCUCUGUUUGACUUGAAUGUUUCUGAAAGUGACAAUGCUACUGCUGGUGAACCACUUUCAGCAGCCAUCCUUCCGCUUUCUUCUGACAUAGUGCGAAAGGAUGCCUCUGCAACUGUUGGCCUGAAUAGCCUUGAACUUGACCUUAAUUGUCCAUGUGACGAUGAGGAAGCUGCAAUCACCACAAGUAAUGUACCAUCAUUUUGGAAUCGACAACAAUGUAAUGGCGAUUGGAGUCACCCUUCUUCCUCUUCAUCUUCAAGGCAACCUGCAGUAAGGAACUUUGACUUGAAUGACAACACACCAAUCGUGGAUGGCUUUUUACGAGGUGCAGAUGAGUCCUCUGUCAAGACUUCUGGGAGGGAUGUGUCAGACCAUUCUGCAGUGACAAUUCUGGGCAAGAGAAUAGUUCUUGGACAGAAGGAACAUAGCCAUCAAAAUGAGCAUAACUUUCUUGGGCCAAGUGUGGAAUCAAGAGAUCCUGCAAGGUCUAUGCAAUCUUACGGGCAUACACCCCCUGAUUAUAGUGUUGUCAGCUAUUCGUCUCAUUCUGCUUUGUCUUUCCCGUCACCUUUCUAUGCACCAGGGACUGUUCCUUAUAUGGUUGAUGCAAAGGGCACGCCAGUUAUACCUCCAUUGCCAGGUUUCGGUGUACCAACGGUGCCAAACUUAGGAGUGGGCACAUCUCAUCCAUCUCUCGGCAGCAGAGCAAUCCCACCCUCUAGUGAAUUGAGCUAUUUUCAUCCCAGCAUGGAUCUCAACUAUGGAAGGUCAUAUGAAGGUGCACGUAGGGAAGGUGCAAGCUAUUGGCCUGUGUCUUUCCAAGGUCAGACCAUGUUUGUGGACGAGCGCAUGGGUAACAUGUCACAGGGUGGCAGCUCUGGGGUGCCAGUAUUGAAGCGAAAAGAGCCAGACUUAGGUUGGGAUCUGUACCCACGUCGCUAGGUAUGAUGUUUGUCGCAAUUGUAAUCGAUUUUUGUUGUUUUAUUUAUUUGGUUUGUUCAAUGUACCGCUUGCUGUGGUACCUUGGACAUUCUGGAGUAUUUUUGGCACCUAAAAAUAGGUCCCAGUUCUAUUAGGUUGGAAGACAUACCACAGAGAACUGAAUAAGGCCAGCUACUAGUUAGAUUUCAGAGAUGUUGACUUGCCAUGGACAUUGUUGGCAGCUGAAUACCUUGUGCAGAUUUGGUUCUUUGUGAACGUAGCUUCUUUUAGUAGUCUUCAUAUAGCCAAACCACUGUACGGAAAGCUGAAUUUAUGUAUAUCAUUGUAGAACUUAUAAUUAAUAGAUGAAAUGCUUCCAGUUUGUCCUUUUUUUUUUGUUGUCUUAACUGGGUUCCUUAAUGUAAUUAAGUAUACCCAAUCUUGUAGCAUGUGCUGAAGUAAUUGUACUUAUUAGAAUCCAAUGUGAAAUGGCAUAAACAAAAGAAUUAAUUCCCACUUGA